CUUAUGAAUAUUUAGGAGCACAAACAAAAUUAAUCUAGCUCACUAGUAACAUUAUUACUACAAAUCAGUUACCCCAUUUGAAAAAAAAAAACUUCAUUUUGUUUCUAUGACAUCUUCGAUGCUUCCUCAUAGAGGCAACACAAUAGAAAACAUUUCAACUGAAACACUAAAUAAAUAUUUAGUGCAAUAUACAUGGGAAGGUAAAUGGGAAAAUGUGAUCGUGAUGUACUAUAAAUUUCCAGAGCUACACACAUAUUCUUCUUUUAAGUUAAAUGGCACAGCUCUGCACGUAGCGAUCGAUUUAAACAAAGAAUAUGUUGUUAAAGAGCUUUUAAAUGCAAUUUUUACACAUAAUGUGCAUAAUAAUAAGGUUGAUGCAUUGGAAAUGGGAAAUCAAAGAGGAGACACAACAUUACACAUUGCAGCAACAAGGGAUUAUGCUAGAAUGUGUCAGUGGAUCAUAGGGGAAAAAAAUGAGAGGAUAUAUUUGUUGAGUCGAAAAAAUGGUUAUGGAGAGACACCACUUUUUCAAGCUGCUAUUAAUUGGAGAGAAGAAUCAUUUACUUACCUUUCUCAUAUUUCUAAAGAGAUAGUCACAUUGAAAAAUCUUGUACGAGAUGAUGGUGAUAGUAUUCUUCACGCUGCAAUCAAAGGAGAAUAUUUUGAUUUGGCUCUAAUAAUAGUACAUUACUAUGAUAUCCUGAUCGGACAUUGCAACAAAGAGGGAUCUACUCCUCUCAAAGUCCUCGCCAGUAGACCUUCAGCCUUUAAAAGUGCAAGCAAGCUUUCAUGGUAUAAGCGAAUUCUAUACCACUGCAUUUUUGUGGAACAACUGGAUGUUGAAAGAACAAUGAAGUCUUAUUGGAUAAAGAUGAAGGCUAAUCAAAAUUCUAUGAAUUUUCCAAAUAACUAUAUUGUUUUAUGUGAUUUCGUUUCUAUAUCGUUAGGUGCCAUUGGUAUCCACGCCACUAAUGGCAACCACACCACUGACACCGACAUUGACACUGGAAAAAAGAUUUCAAAACAGAUGGAACAGUUCAACUCAAAAAACCAGUCCAACGAAGAAAAAUGGUUUGCCACAAACUAUCUGGUCGACGCAAACUGACUGUUCGACGCAACAAAUCUGUUGGAUGUAAAAAAUCCAUCAGAUAACAAUCGUCAACCAUUUAAAUCAGAGAAACAUCAAUUUAGAUUUUUGCCACCAAAUUAUGAAACCUUUCAACAAUUUGUUAAGUCUGCAUAUGUUCAUAUUCUUAGCCUUUGUGGAGUAGGGGUAAACAAUAUGAAGAUUGCAAAGAAGAAGCAUGAAUGGAGUAGUCAAUUAUUGAAGGAAUUAAUGAAAAGACCUUAUGAAGCAUUCACAGGAAAAGUUGAUCUUGAUUCAAAUAUUGAUUUUGACAAGUACGACACGUAUCUUCAAAAACUCAAAGAAACACCCUUUUUGGUAGCAGCUAGAAAUGGAAUAGUUGAAAUGGUGAAUGAAAUUUUAAAUAAAGUACCAAGUGCUAUACAUAACAUAAACUCAAAGAAAGAAAAUGCGUUGCAUGUUGCAGUGAAGCAUAGGCAUCCAAUUGUUGUUGAGACUUUGAAAAAGCAUUCAGACCCACAAGUUUGGAGUAAUAUGGUACUUGCAGUUGAUAAAGAUGAUAAUACUAUAUUGCAUUUGGCUGCUGAUGUAUUACAUGAAGAUAAAGCUUCGAAGGUUCCUGGUUCUGCCUUGCAAAUGAUGUGGGAUAUUAAAUGGUUUGAGUAUAUCCAAAGCCUUGUGCCACAUCACUUCUAUUUCAUAGGCAACAAAAUCAGUAGCCAAACAUCAGAAGGAAGAAGCAAUGACAACACUGGCCAAACACCAGAUGGAAGAAGCAAUGACAACACUAGCCAAACACCAGACGAAAGAAGCAAUAACAACACUAGUCAAACAGCAAGCAAUAACAACACUAGUAAAACACCAGACGAAAUCUUCAGAAGCAAACACACAACUCUUAUAAAAGACGGCAGCGAGUGGCUAAAAGACACAUCCGAAUCUUGCUCCGUCGUGGCAGCGCUCGUUGCUGGCGUUUCCUUCGCCACAGCGAGCGCUGUCCCCGGCGGAACAACAGAUGAAGGCACACCAACGCUAGAAGGCAAACCCGCAUUUGAUAUAUUCGCCAUUUCUUCGCUUGUUGGUCUUUGUUUCUCUGUCACCGGACUAAUCAUGUUCCUUUCGAUUCUAACUUCUCGAAAACAACCCAAUGAUUUUCGAAGAGAUUUGCCGCUGAAACUUCUUCUCGGGUUAACCUCUCUUUUCGUGGCGAUUGCUUCGAUGUUUGUUUCAUUCUGCACUGGACAUUUUUUUCUGCUUAAUCAUAAAUAUGAAUCAGUGAUGUUUCCACUUUACGGAGCUACUUCCAUACCAGUGACUUUCUAUGCUGUUGCACAAUUUCCUCUGUACUAUGAUCUUGUUACAGCUAUUUUAACUGAGAUUCCAACGGCAACUGUUCAAAGUGACAAAUUAUAAAUAUUUUUGUAUCAUUUUUUGAACAAUAAAUAAACUAGUGUGGAGUUGGAUUUUAUUUUUUUGGUUUUAGUCUUCCAUUUCUAUAUGAAUGGACCGACCCAUAAAGUUUAAUUAAAAAUUGUUUCAUUCAAGUAUGGAGUUGGAUAUAUUAAUAUGUAAUACUUAAAGCUUUUGAUUUUUUUUGUUUUUGAUUAUGUUUGUAUUGAAGUAAUUGGUUUGUUUAAUGAGAGAAUGUAAUAGGUUUGAGCUUU
Molecule: messenger RNA, 2748 nt
Organism: Cicer arietinum (chickpea)
Lineage: Eukaryota; Viridiplantae; Streptophyta; Magnoliopsida; Fabales; Fabaceae
Source: RefSeq, a predicted model, not a curated record